UCAUGUGAAGACUUGUAAAAGUUUGAAGUUGGAUAAGAUUUCUCUCAAUGUGAAUUUGCUUUUCUUGUGUGAACAUGUCUUAAAGAUUCUCUGCAUUUGGAUUUAUGUUUUUACCUAUUAUCUGUGUAGUAGUGAACUGGUAUUCCAUGUGUUGCCGUGAUCAAAACGGAUUUAAUUCUGUGCAUGUAGCUACUGAUUGAUGGAUGAAAAGAUCGUUUCCAAUCGUAGAAGUUUGAAAGAUUUUAUUUAUAAUAAUAUACUAACUAUGUCGUGUUUAUUUGUUAAAGUAUUAAGUGGUUUAUUCAGGCCAGGUGAUAUGGCAUACAAACAGGACAAGACAAACCGAAAAACAUUACAAACUUUACAGUAUUCAUCAAAGGGAGAUAACCAACUUAUCAGACAGAAUAAUGAAAAUAAGUUAAAUGGCGGUAAAACGAGUAUUAAACACACAUCCAGACCGAUAAAAAUAUUUGCAGACUUAAAACCGAUAUCGCCAGUAAUGUUAAAGAAAUCAUGUGACAACAAUGCAACACAAACAGAUGAAUGUUUAUUGGAAGAUUUAAUCGAAGCUAAAAUACAGAAAACAGAUUUAGAGAAAUUGGGACGAUCACGAGAAGAAAAUUUAACCUCAUCAUUAAAACUUCGCAAUAUAGAUGUUAGUGAGCAAAGUGUAUUAGAAGAUGAUUUACUUGGAGGUGAACCAUCCGAACAUUACUGGCGAGAACUUGCUGAACGAAGACGUCAAGCUUUAAAUGAUACACUUGAAGAAAAUGAAUCGUUACAUAAUCAAAAUAUAUCAUUAAGAGAAGAAAAUGAAAAAUUAACUGAAGUGGCCUCACAAGCAGAGAACAUGGUUUCCUUCUUACAGUCUGUUGUUGGUGAUGAUGGUGAAGAAGAAAUUUCAUCAGAUGGAGGUGACGAAAUUUCAUCAGAGAGAGAAAAUGAAAAUUCCUCGGAUGGCGAUAAUGAAUAUUCAUCAGAUAAUAAGAAGAACCCGGUUGUGAAAUCAUCGAGUGAUAACGGAGAUGAUGAUUGGUUGAAUAUAGAACUGGAGGGAGAAACUGUAAAAUCAACAGAAAUAACGACAUCAACACCAGAAGCAGUUAAUCCGAAAUCUUAGUAACACCACAAGAAACAUUCAGCCAUCAUUUGAUUGAUUUACAAACUGAGUCUAAACAGGCAGAAUCUCAUUUAAUUAAAUUGAAAAUUAAGUUGUGAAAAUAUUUUUAUGUUUUUUCGUUAAUUUUAUAAAUAUUGAUGAUUAAUCAGUAAUGAAACAAAAGUAGGAUGAAUUAAUUAUAUAAUACUUUUCUCAGAUCAAAUUUAUUAUCUAAAAUAAUUUAAUGUUUUUUCAGAUCACAUUAUAUUAAAAUUGAUUAUUACAAAAUAAUUUAUUGAAUCAAGAUAAUUUUUUUUAUGUUUCAAAUGAUUUUCUUAUUGAAAUUAGCAGAACCGAAAUCAAAGAUUUUUUUUUCUAUUUAUAUCAUUUUUUUAAUUUACAUUGUGUAUAUAAACAUAUCCAUUUUGUCAUUUUUGUAAUAAAGUUUUUUUUCAUU
Messenger RNA from Patella vulgata (common limpet), 1556 nucleotides. RefSeq names its product geminin. NCBI's taxonomy places the organism in Eukaryota, Metazoa, Mollusca, Gastropoda, Patellidae. Gene Ontology annotation, biological process: negative regulation of cell cycle; negative regulation of DNA replication. Bases 200 to 1120 code for a protein of 306 amino acids. Gene Ontology annotation, cellular component: nucleus. The record is from RefSeq and is a predicted model, not a curated record. The transcript is spliced from 7 exons.